CAUCUGUCUGUCCUCCGUCUGACCACUAACAUGUGACGAGCCAUACCAAUCAAGUAAAGAAUUCCUUUGAUCACUGCCAUAGGACCAUAAAUCGACACAAAAAAGAAGGGAUUUUUUUUUUAAUAAUAAUAAUAAUAAUAAUAAAAAGCAUGUCUGGGGAUACAGAAAGCUCCAAACCCAACUCCGGCGGCUGUGGCGGCGGCACCACCAACAACCCCGUGAAGGACGAAGCCGUUGAUGCAAGUCCCUUUCAAGAAGGUGAGCAGGUCCUUGCUUUUCAUGGUCCUUGCCUGUACGACGCCAAGGUACAAAAGGUUGAGUUUCAUAUGGAGGAAUGGAGGUAUUAUGUCCAUUAUCCUGGAUGGAACAAACAUUGGGAUGAAUGGUUGGGUGUUGAUUGCCUGUUAAAGCGUACUGAGGAGAAUGUUUGUAAGCAAAAGGAGCUUAAGGAGAAGCAUGCUGUGGACAAGAAUGCGAAGCUUGGUCGUUUAUCUCAAGAUAAAACUAAAAAUUCUAUUGGGGUGAGAGGCAAGAAGCGGAAGCAUGAAAUCAUCAAAAAGGAGGUAUGUGUUCCAUUGGAAAAGCUUGUAAACAUCCAAAUUCCGUCUACCUUGAAGAAACAACUUGUUGAUGACCACGAAUGUAUAAAUCAGCUGGGCCAGUCAGUCAAACUUCCGCGUUCUCCUAGUGUUUAUGAGAUACUAAACAAGUACUUUGAUUACAGGGUGAAGAAAGAUGGCAUGAUAGUUGAGACAGUUGUAGAUAUUGUCAACGGGCUGCGCUGUUACUUUGACAAAGCGUUACCAGCAAUGCUCCUUUACAAACAUGAACGUCAGCAAUAUGAAGAAGUGAUUGCUGAUAAUGUCUCUCCUUCGGGUGUAUAUGGAGCUGAGCAUCUACUAAGACUCUUUGUGAAAUUGCCGGAGAUGCUCUCCUCUAUUCCGAUUGAAAUGGAGACGCUAACGGAGCUCCAGCAGCGAUUGCACGACUUCCUCAGUUUGAUCUUAUAGAAGCUCGCGCAUAACGACUUCCGUUAACCACUACAGUUGAGUCUUAGGAUUUUCACUGAAGCAGACCUGUCCUAUUUCUAGAAGGUCAUAGAAGUAAAAAGGGCCAGGACAAGUGACAAGACAUGGAGUUUAUCUGAACAAGAAACUGCUCAAGUUUGUUUGAAUUUUAUCAAGCUUGAAAUUAAUUGCAUUUCAGCUCAUUUUACUGUCUGAAAUGAGUCGGUUUGAACGAGCAUUGAUUGAAUUCUACAAAAGUCAAGCUGAAGUAGGUACCGGACCUGAUCUGAAGUAGCUUGAUGUUUUUGUAAGCUGGUCCUUUAACUAACCAAAUGAACUCAAACGAAUUGGAAUUCACACUUGCAUAACUGGAAAGAAGUUUUGAUGGUUGGUUGACUAUGCUUAACUUAUAGAGCCCAGAUGACUUUUCAGCGAUCAAUAUCAAACCCUAAACUUAGCUGGUCCGGUCUUCAACUUUUCAUAGAAGUACAGACUGAUCUUAUCAGUUAGUGUACACUUUUGUAGCGAUGCACAUAUUUCCUAUUAUACUGAUGUACUCUUUACUUUUUCCUUGGCACUUUUCGUGUCUUGCUUAUGUUUAACAUAGGCUGCUAACUUCCCAUCUUUGUAAUACAGAUUCCUGCAGAGCAACCAAAGUGCAUUUUUCCAGUCGAAUUACGAGGGAUUCGACUCUGCUGUUAAGAGAGAAGAUAACUGAGAUAUCUUCUUCCACCUCCUCUUCAUAUCUAUCUAUGCUUUAAGUCAAAAGUCCGUGUAAGGAAUUGGUAAUCGGCAUCUUAUGCUCAUCUUUCUGCAUUAUUCAACUCUAAGUUGCAGACCUUCCCAUUGUAUGUUACUGCAAAUGAAUCGGGGACCUUCUUGUACAGUUCUUUUUCCCAUUCAAUCAAUCUAUCAUCUUUUCUAUCUUA
Sesamum indicum (sesame) is the source of this 1936-nucleotide messenger RNA. RefSeq names its product protein MRG1. Gene Ontology annotation, cellular component: histone acetyltransferase complex; nucleus. Gene Ontology annotation, biological process: chromatin organization; regulation of DNA-templated transcription. Lineage: Eukaryota; Viridiplantae; Streptophyta; Magnoliopsida; Lamiales; Pedaliaceae. The record is from RefSeq and is a predicted model, not a curated record.